Messenger RNA from Symbiodinium natans, 2988 nucleotides. The record is from the annotation of a GenBank genome assembly. Lineage: Eukaryota; Dinophyceae; Suessiales; Symbiodiniaceae.
AUGGACAUGAGCCAGCUUGACCUGUCAGGUGAUGACCCUUUCGUGCGAAUGAUUCAUGCACAGCAUUUCCGAUUGGAUGCCACAGAUGGCGACUCAGACUGGGAAGUGAUUGGGUGUUCGAACAGAACCCAUGAGCAGCAUGUGCGAGCACUGACCCGAACCAGUGACACCUGUUCUGUGAUCAUCGACUCCGGAGCUGAUGUCUCUUGCAUUCCGUUGAGCUUUGCAUCGUGUGGAGUCAGCUCCCCUGGGGACUGUGUGAUGCAUGUGCGUGAUGCUCAGGGUGGUAGCAUGCAGGUGAAGGAUGAGCGGAUUGUUGAUUUCGUUAUGCAAAGCCCAAGCCAUGGACAUGUCACAAUCCGUGAAAGAUGCAUCGUCGCAGACGUACUGCAGCCGCUAAUAAGUAUGGGUCGGUUGAUCAAACAGGGCUGGUUUCCGUGCAAAAAUGCCCAAGGCUUCUGGUUGAACCAUGAUGCUUCAGGAGCCGAUGUGCCUAUGACAUUCCGAGGCAUGAGCCUUGGAGUGGAUGCCGAGAUUCGUCGGGUUGAGAAAGCCGAAAGUCCAAGUUCUUGUGUGCAAGCCUGUGAUCCACAGAGUUCCCACGUCCAGUCGAAAGGUCCUCAAGUGCAAUCAUGUGAUCCGCAGAGUUCCCACGUCCAGUCGAACGGUCCCCAGUGUCAACCAGAUGACACACAUGUCCGCGUCCUUCAGCAUGCCGUGUUGGGUCCGGAGUUGAGCAACUUGCAUUUCGGGUGGCAGAUCCUCACCUCAGGGAAUUUGUGCUGGCGGGGUCGUUCGUCACGCAUGUUAGACCCAUCCUUUAUGGUUGAUCGAAGCUGGCCCUUGCGUUCCACCUUGAUGAGACGAAGUGAAACCUCAGCUUGGUUUUUGAUCGAACACUGUGAGUCGUGGUUGGGGAUGGAAGAUCUUGAAGAUGACAUCCUAGGAGGUGGAGAGGCUGAGUUGAUCGUUUGCAUGCAUGUGAGCAAGGAACCCAUGUCUUCGCUCGGAGUUGAAAAUCUCACUGAGAGCCUGGUUGAGGAUGUAGUUCCAUCUCCCAAGACCCCAGAACUUCCGUACGAUGAGGAUGAGUUGUUCGAUUAUGAACCGUCGCCAGUUGAUGAGCCCGAUGCAGGUGUGAUCAUUCGUGAAGAGCCUGCGUCCCGAGGUGCGUUGCCCGACAUGGAAGAGCCUCUUAGCAAUCCCGUUGCUGAGCCUGCUGACACGCUCACUCUUGACAUUGAUGGCGUUGUGCUCAACUGUGAGAGUUCGAUUGGUGCCCUGAAAGCUUCAGAGGGAGCUGCUCGAUUGCCCCACAUGCAAUCAAUCCCCGAUGUUCCGUCCAGAGAGCAACAGCUCAUUCACGAGCUCACUCACACGCCAUACGCGGCGUGGUGCAGCCACUGCAUCACCAUGCGAUCUGUUCUGGACAGAUCAGAGGCUACAAAUGCCGCACCACGAGACCUCCCGAGCGUCUCUUUCGACUUCUGCUAUACCGGGUUCAGUCCUUCCUCGAACGAGCUUGAGCCUGUAGCAGGUGAACCUUCUUCAAGUGCCAAGGACCUACUUUGCUGUCUGAUCGCACACGAUUCCGCCACUGGUGCCAUCACGGCAAUACCCUGUGAGAGCAAAGGCAGCACGCGAUACCUUGGGGUUGAGCUGAUGAGGUUCAUUCAAUCCUUGGGUCAUGCGACAGUGGAGUUGAGGUGUGAUGCUGAACCAGCUACACUUUCGUUGCAGCGUGCUGUGGUGAAUGCGAGACAGAGGCUGGGAUUGAAGACGGUUGAAAGGAAUCCUCCUGUUGGCCACCACCAAGCCAACGGGUAUGUUGAGAAAGCGGUAGACCUGAUCCGAAGGUUGGCGUGCACUCUCUUGGACAUGGUGAGGCAUAAGACUGGAUGCAAGAUCGAUGUUGUGCAUCCUCUCUUCGCAUGGUCCUUUGUGCAUGCUGCAUGGAUCCGGAACAGGUUCGCUGUGGCAGGAGGACUCACGGCGUAUGAACGCACUUGCAACGCUGCUUACACCGGGAAGCUUGUGGCGUAUGGAGAGCCAGUGUUUGCACAAGUGCAUGCAAAGAAGAAAGGAGACCCAAAAUGGCUGAAGGCUAUUUUCUUGACCAAGACCAGUUUGAACGACAUGUAUGUAGUUGCAAGCAGAGGUGGCGUGCGAGUCACCCGCUCCGUGAGGCGCACAGGUCAUGAGUGGAAGCAUGAUGCUGCUUUGUAUGCCGAUGUUAAGGGUUUUCCUUGGAACUACAGUAGCGGGGUCAUAGGAACUAAGAUGGUUCCCCCGGCCAAGACAAGGAAGGCCUUGCCUGCACCAAGCAGCCCACAAGACGUUGCAGCUUCAGAUCCAGUGCCCGAAAGUGUUCCAACACCGAGACCUGAGCUUCCAAAUCCUUCACAAAGGCCACAUGUGCCUCCUGCAACACCCGUGGAAGACCUGCUUCCACUCACAAGUCCAGUGGUGCCAUCAGGCACUGCUAUGGAGACUGAUGAGGCCAGUGAUGUUCUUGAAGAACGUGCUUCAAAAGUUCCGAGAAUCCGAACCGUUUCUUUUGCCAACAAGGACUAUGAUCUUAAUGACGAGCCCUUUGAGUUUGUGGAUGCAGAUUGGUCCGACUUCGAGUUUGUGGACCCCGAUUACGACAAGUGUUCGAGCACCGAACCCGACUCGGCAAUGAAGGACGAGGCGGGGCAGAGCGUUGAUGCCAGUGCUCUAUGGUUUCCAGACAAUGGUUGUGAACCGAAGCUUUCAGAGUCAGAUUUGUUCGAACUUGACAGGAUCGCUGAUGCUGUGGAAGUGAAUAGGCUGAUACAGAAGGGUGUGUUGCGCCCGUCGUCCGAGAAGGACAACGUUUCAUCGAUGAAGAGUCUCUCGACCAAAAUGGUCAGGACUUGGCGGCAGAAGAAGAGGAAUGGGAUGUCACAGUAUCUCCGAAGAUCCAGACUAGUGGCAAGGGAGUACAAGUGGCUUGAGGAGAAAUAG